Molecule: messenger RNA, 962 nt
Organism: Cajanus cajan (pigeon pea)
Lineage: Eukaryota; Viridiplantae; Streptophyta; Magnoliopsida; Fabales; Fabaceae
Product: root meristem growth factor 10
Source: RefSeq, a predicted model, not a curated record
AUAUCUCAGAAGAAGGAUUUGUGUUGCUUCUCUUUCCCUCUCUUGGGACCCAAUAAUCUGACAUUUGAGAAGGAAGGGACAAAAGAGAGGUGGCCACCAUAUCCAUAUUUUCUCUCAUUUACUUCUUUCACCCCCUACAACUCCAUGUUCUACAAGAAAACUCUUUGUUCUUCCUCAAGUUACUGCAUUUAAUGCACAUUUAUUUCCUUGUUACUACAAAUACUCGUGCUACCCUCCUACAUUCUCCUUAUCCCAAAACAAACACAAUUUCAGGCUACAUCUCAUGUCAACUGCAUAUCUAGUUCUUCUUUUCUUUCUGUGCAUUUCAUUGCAUGCAUGUUGUGCUAGGCAUCUCAGUCCUCUGAAUAAGAAGCUGGAAGAGAAAUCCCGCUUCUCUAUCAAGAGUGAUGAGAAAAAUGGAUUUGAAUCCUCUCCAAAGCAGCUUAAUGAAGGUAAUAAUAACAAGACGGAGACUCGGUUGGUUGGUGAUUCUGAGAAGCCAAGAAACCGAAGAAGCUAUAACCAUAGGGUGCACAAAGCUGCUAUUGGAAAAGCUUCAGGUGCUUUAAAAAAGUCUCUUGUUACAGUUUCUUGGCAUGUGCCUCACAAUAAUAAGAAACCCCGUCAGAAACACCCUGGUUUUGACUUGGAUUACUCACCACCAAAGACACACCCUCCUCAUCACAACUAAGCAACAAUAAAGUGUCUAUAAGCCCUCAAUAUUGAAGAGAUCAAUGAAGGCUGGGCCUCUCAUUUUAGUUUGAAAUGUUUAGUUUAACAUAUAUAUAUGACUACAAGAACCUGAUAACUGCUAUAUAUGACUUUAAGCAAUAUUAAGUGUUCCUUCUUUUUUUUUUUUUUAUCUCCUCUGAUUUUAUAUAUAUGUAAAAUGUACAUCAGACAUGUUCCAGCAGGAACAUGCAUAUAUAUCUCCUGUGUCAGGUAUAUAUAGAUAUUUAUAG